GUGUUGAAAUAUCAACUAAUACUUCCAAAUAUGAACAGCAAACUUCAAAGGACCCUGGCUAUAUUUUUCGUGGUAGCUAUAGUCAUGUUUGGAGUCAUAUCUUCUUCAGAUGCAGCUUAUAGAAGACCACCUUUCAAUGGAUCUAUAUUUGGAAAACGGACGACAGGAAAUAAUGAUUUUGAAAAUGCUGGAAAAGCUUUAUCAGCAAUGUGCGAGAUAGCUAGUGAAGCGUGUGCCUCUUGGUUUCCAACUCAAGAUAAAUAAAUCACCGAAAACAUACGAACUGAAAACGGACUCGAAUAAAUUAACCUGAACUUUUGUAAAAAAUAAAAUUAGAUGGAAAUAAAGUUAUU
Messenger RNA from Diorhabda sublineata, 353 nucleotides. RefSeq names its product SIFamide-related peptide (gene SIFa). The transcript is spliced from 3 exons. Bases 31 to 264 code for a protein of 77 amino acids. The record is from RefSeq and is a predicted model, not a curated record. NCBI's taxonomy places the organism in Eukaryota, Metazoa, Arthropoda, Insecta, Coleoptera, Chrysomelidae.